This is a messenger RNA of Saccostrea cuccullata (small rock oyster), 514 nucleotides long. RefSeq lists its product as uncharacterized. The record is from RefSeq and is a predicted model, not a curated record. The coding region runs from base 82 to 492 and encodes 136 amino acids. NCBI's taxonomy places the organism in Eukaryota, Metazoa, Mollusca, Bivalvia, Ostreida, Ostreidae. The transcript is spliced from 4 exons.
UUUUUUGCAUGCAGAGUGAAUAAAAAGCGAACAUCAUGGGAUAAAAUUAUUCUGUUCCCGUCGCUCCCAUAGUAGAAGAAAAUGAGUCGAAAUCAUUUGAUUUUGGGUUCCAUGCUUUACCUUAUUUCUUUGGGUGAUGCCUUUAGUACACCUUCUACAUAUUAUGAAUGUGAGGUUUACCCUGGAAACGCAAAUGUUGAUCACACUCGGAGGAUAUGUAUGCGUGAAACAGUAGAUGAUGAGGAAUUGCUUUACUGCAAAAGUUGGCAAUGCGAAACACCAGACAUGUGUACCGAGGAAGAGAGAUUAACAGCAGGCGACGGGUGCCAGUUCUGUCCAGAAACCUGCUCUAUUUAUGGGAAAAUCUACAACGUUGGAAACGGCACAAAAUGCAUCGAUAACAUCAACUACUGUAACUGCUUCGCCACCGGAGAGAUCUAUACAACCUUAGUGGGAUACAUCAAGGAGCUCUUCUGCAAUGCUGUUUUGUAAAAAUGAAUAAAAUUUUACUUGA